AUGGUUCAAUUGGGUUGUUAUUUGUUGUUGGGUGGUGGCCUUAAUCCAAAAAGUUGUAGAAAUGAAAUCAUCCAUUUCAUACACGAUCUUUCUAAAAAUCAUUUAUGUUCUCACUCCAUCUCCCCUGUGAAUUUGUGUAUGCUCCGUUUUAUAAUAGAACAAUCAAUUAGUAAAAUGAGUACUCUAUUCGAGUUCUAUAAAAAGAAUCUAAAGCUUAGCAACAAUGCGACCUUCAUGCAACUCAUACAACUAGAGAGCAUUCAUGUACGUCUAUACUUUCCUAAAUCAAAUUACGUCAGUAACAAGAUUUUAGAAAAACUAUAUGAUCUCUUCAUUAUGAGCACUGUAUCAGAUCCCGAGGGUCGUAGGACAAGCAAAGGAAUUGUAUUUAACGGAAGGAUUGACAGAUCACGUCUCAAUGAUCUACAUGUUUACUGUAGUGAGAACCUUUCGAUAAAUAAACCUAGAAAGAUUGUUGCCUAUUUCCCUUCUUUCAACUUUCUAAAAGUAUCAGCAAUAACAACAUCAGACAGCUCUAAAGCAAUUAAAGAGGAUGAAUUCAAGAAGAUAUACAAGAAGAAUCAUGCUCUUUUUUCACAUGUCUCCUCUCUGCUACCCACCAAAGACAAUACCACUAAACUAUACAAAGCAUCUACAUGGGUACUCUACGAGAAAGAUGUCAUCAUUUCUGACGCUGACUACAAAGACGAAGAAUCGGGUUAUACUUCAACUCUAACCAAAUACGUAGAACCUACACAAAGAACUUCUUCUACAACUACAACAACAACUUCAACCGAUAAGAAGAGAAAUAAGAAGAAGAACGACACUACAACAGUUAGACAAAGAGAAGUUAAAGAUUCAGAAGAUACAAAUCAAAACAAGAGAACUCAGGCUCCAGCAGAAACUAAUCACGUCACAAUCACCUCACUCAACUCAUAUUUCAACAAAAAUAAUAAUAAUAAUAAGAUAAUAACUACUUCAAACGGUCAAGGAACUGGGGUUGCAAUCAUCUCUCAUUCCAAGCAUAUCAAUCUAUACCCCUCUCUCAUCGAUCCUAAUGGAAGAUUCAUUCUGUGUACUAUAAGAAUAUUCAACAAUAGCUUCAAUCUCCUACAUAUAUAUGCUCCAGCAAGCAAACCAGAGCAAAGAUUGUUUGCUGAUCAACUCUUCAACAACACUUCUCUUUGGUUACCAAACCAUAUAGACAUUUGCACUGGCGACUUUAAUUGUAUACCAGGAGACAGCUCACCACUAUCAACAAUAUUAGAUUUCCUCAGCGAUGAUCAUGAUCUUAUUGAUCUAGAUAGUACAAACAACAGCAGCACUUGGAAACGUGGCGAUACAGAAAAGAGAUUAGACAGAAUAUAUUGCAAAUUUACAAUAGAAACAUCCAACUUCCAACUACACCCUAGAGCACUAUCUGACCACUCACCAAUCACAACAAACAUAAAAAUCACACCACCACAACUAUCACAAACACAGUGGAGACUCGAUAAAGAAACUUCACUAGAACCAGAAGUACAAUCACUUAUUAAUAACAUUAUCACCACCAACAACAUCAACAACAUAGAAGACUGGAUAAAAGUCAAAUCAUUAAUCAUAGAAUGCUACAUAAACUAUCAAAAGAAAAGGAAAAGAAUAAAAAGAAAUGCGAUAAUCAACUUACUGAAAACAAUAGACUCCAACCUCCCCAACAACAUCAUACAAUCAGCAAAAUUAGAUCUUAUCAAGUUACAAACAGAAGAAAGAAAUCUAAGAGAUUCAAUUCGCAAGGUCAACCAACAACUAAACGGUGAAAUCCCUUCUCGAUUAUUAACCGCUAAACUAGCUCAAUCCAAAAAAGAUACCAACAUCGUCGGUUUAAGAUUAAAUGAAACCACGGUUACAUCUAAUCUCGAUGAUAUGGUGAACAUCAUGGAGAAGUACUACACAUCGUUAUUCAGAAAUGUUCCUGAUGAUCCAACCAUACACAAUAGACUACUUAACGAAUGGAAAUGUGAAAUAACCGAUGACAGCAUUGCCAGAGAAUUCACAACCGAAGAGAUCACAGAAACUAUUAAUUCAUCCAACCCAUGGAAAUCACCUGGCCCAGAUGGCUUAGGACUUUGGUUCUACCGAGCCCACUGCGAUGUCAUUGCCCCUAUACUCACCAAACUUUACAACCAAUCACUCAACUCAGGCAAUCCAUUACCAAGCGAAUUCAAAGUAGGAACCAUCACAACUAUUUACAAGAAAGGUGAUAUAUUCGAUCCAGCCAAUAGAAGACCAAUAACACUACUCAACAACGAUUACAAAGUUAUCACCAAAGCAAUCAACAAUCGAAUGAAAACCUUGGUAGACCUAAUCAUCAACGACAACCAAACUGGCUUUGUACACAAGAGAUAUAUCAUGGACAACAUCAUCACGAUGAAUGAAAUAAUAGAAUACUGCAAACUCAGAGGAUUAAGUGGCUUAAUAACAUUAUUCGACUUCAACAAAGCCUUCGACAGCAUCUCUCACGGCGCUAUUAGAAGAACACUACAACACAUUAAAAUAGACAACAAAAUAAUCAACCUAAUAAUGAACCUUCUCACAGGUUCUACCGCCAGAGUAAUUGUCAAUGGAUUUUUAACUAACCCUAUUCCUAUCAACAGAGGAGUUAAACAAGGAGAUCCACUAUCACCAACGUUAUUUGUUCUAGUCAUCGAAUGUUUGGCCAGAGCCAUACUCAAUUCCAAAGCAAUCGGUCUUCCACUUAACGAUUUCAACACAAUGGUUAAAUUAUUACAAUUUGCAGAUGACAGUAGCACAUUUUCAGCAAAUUAUAAAGAUCUGAAACUAAAAUUAAGAAUCUUUAACCUGUUCUGCCAAGCCACAUCAUCCAAAAUCAAUCCCACCAAGUGUUGUAUCAUCCAAAUAGGUCCACCUUGCAGCGACCAUCUUCACCACCCCCCGAUCAUAGGCGACACAAGAAUACCAAAGUCAAUUGUCAACGAAAGAUAUCUCGGUCUUUUCUUUAACUCCGAAGGAUUACAUCAUUCACUUUCAUCAAUAGUCAGCGAAGUUAAAUCAUCACUGAUCAAAUGGAAGAAGUUUGGCACAACCCUAAGGACUAAAAUGUCAAUACUCAAGUCAUACACACUAUCAAAACUCUCUUACCACAUGUACCUUGACAAAUUCACAGAAUCAGAUAUCAAAUCACUCAACAAAAUAAUCACUUGGUUCCUAUGGUCAUCCAAUCUCAGACCUUUCGAAGAUGCAAAAUCAUUUAAGAAUACAAUGACACUCUCCAGAGCAGUACAUCAUUGGAAAAAUGGUGGCAUUUCAUUGUGGGAUAUGAAACUACGAAAUGACUCUCAACACAUUUGGAUACUAAAUAGAGUAAUUGCAAAUCAAGAUGUCUAUUCCCCAUACUACCAAAGCUGGCGUAACCAAAUUAGACAUAACAAGAUAACCUCACCUACACUCAAACAUUCCAUCCUUCUUUGGCAACAAUUUAGACCAAUUAUGAAAUUACCUCCACAUCAAAUGAAACCAAUAUUGCGUAAUGACGAACCACUACCACUUAAACUCAUAUACCACAACCUUAUCAACCAUCACCACAAACCAGUACUUACAUCAGGUCAAUUCCAACUAUCUCUUCCCCCCACCAAAAUAGACUUUACAUCAACCCGAAACAUCUUCUACUACAUUAACUCCAUCAAACACCACAGAGGUAGAAACACAGUAUUCAGAUUCUUCUCAAGAUCACUUCCUGGUAUGGCAUACAUCAAACAAGACAGUUGUAAACUAUGUUCAGCAAAUGACUUUGACCCACACACACAUUAUUUCUUUAAUUGUCGAGUCAUCCUAAACAAAUUCAACCUCAAACACAUCACACAACAUCUACAAAUUGCCAACUACGAAGACGAAUGGUCACUGGAAAAAUCUACUACUCACUUCUACCUCUGCGAUGAAUCAUCAGACCUAACAGCGAUAAUCUACCACAACAUUUGGAAACAUGUCAGUUCAAUUCUAUUCAGUCAAGAUGACAAAAUACUCGAUUUCUCCAACCAAUCUAUUAUAUCCGACUUCGAUAUCCACAGAAACAUUCUAAAAUUAAUAAACAACACUCCAACACCAGCCAACUAA
Molecule: messenger RNA, 4110 nt
Organism: Heterostelium album PN500
Lineage: Eukaryota; Evosea; Eumycetozoa; Acytosteliales; Acytosteliaceae
Exons: 5
Coding region: 1-4110 (1369 amino acids)
Source: RefSeq, a predicted model, not a curated record